Messenger RNA from Phytomonas sp. Hart1, 579 nucleotides. The record is from the annotation of a GenBank genome assembly. NCBI's taxonomy places the organism in Eukaryota, Euglenozoa, Kinetoplastea, Trypanosomatida, Trypanosomatidae.
GUAAUCUUUCAUGCCAAAUACAAAGGCUCAAGCUUUAAAUUCUGGAUCCCCACUUAAUGCAAUCCGAGGUUUCGGGACUCAAGCCCGCCACCGACACGUCGUCCUCGCCGACAUUUAUAACACCCAUUGAAGAACGCAAAAGCAGCCUUUACCUGACGAAGUUCGAAAUCGCGCGGAUUGUGGGCGAAAGGGCACGGGAAAUUGUGAGUGGGACUGCGAUUAAGUUUUCCAAUAACUCGGAGGCUGGGUUGGAUCUUUACGCGAACGCUGCGCACUGCCUGGAUCCCUUUUCAUCCUCAGUGGAUCCCAUCAUGAUGGCCAAGAUGGAACUUUUGCAGGGAAAGAUUCCCAUGAUAGUGAGCCGAACCUGGCCAGAUGGGACGCGGGAAGUUAUUCCGAUAAAAGAGCUUCUGGUGGACCCCGCAAUGAUUGACUUGGAGUAUUAAUUUCAGUGUUUGUUGCUGUUCCUAUUGUUUUUUGUUUUACGGAUAAUUGGUUUUAACUAUCAGACGCUUAAAAGAAAAAUACAUCUUAUGGAUAAACACUCCAUCUUUAUAUUAUCAUUAUUAUUGUGUGGAA